Podarcis muralis (Common wall lizard) is the source of this 3546-nucleotide messenger RNA. RefSeq names its product AAA ATPase AFG2B (gene AFG2B). The record is from RefSeq and is a predicted model, not a curated record. Gene Ontology annotation, molecular function: ATP hydrolysis activity; ATP binding; polyubiquitin modification-dependent protein binding. Gene Ontology annotation, cellular component: VCP-NPL4-UFD1 AAA ATPase complex; cytosol; nucleus. Gene Ontology annotation, biological process: autophagosome maturation; retrograde protein transport, ER to cytosol; mitotic spindle disassembly. Lineage: Eukaryota; Metazoa; Chordata; Lepidosauria; Squamata; Lacertidae.
GAAAAGCGACGCGCUCCAAGGGUUCAUCUGAUUGACUUCUUUUGCGGGGAGAAUUGAUUGGCAGGCCUGUUAGCCAAUUAGCGGGCUGCACUGUACCAUUUCCUUCCCCCUUUCCCUUUGCUUGCUUGCAAAAAAGGAGAAAAUGCCUUUGCCUUUAAGACAAGUCGCUGGUGCCUGAGAAACAUCUGCGCGCAUGAUUUGCAACCCAGCGGUUUGCCGUGAAGAUGGCUUUGUUAAAGCUGUUGCCGCAGGUUCCCGAAGAUGAAGGCACCCAAAGGUGCAGGCUGGGGCCUGCUAUAUUCUCUGCCCUGGGUGCCACACUGGGCUCCCCGGUGAAGGUCACCCUCCCUACUGGCAGCUGUCUCUGUGCCGCCUGGCCGAGGCACGAUUUGGCCGAUGGCUAUUUGCAGGUCGAUCUCAAGUGCAGAACUUUGGGCUUAAAGGAGUGCUGGCCCCAAAAUCUCACUGUGAGCAUGGACCAAUUGAAGCUCCUGCCUUCUUGCAAGCUCAGGAGAGUGACAGUCAAAGCCAUCUUUAAGAACCGUGCCUUGAAAAAAUCCACUCCGAAAACCAUGGUGCAGAACAUGGUUAAGGAACUUCUGAGAAAGGUCUACGUUUCUCCCCAUCACGUCGUUACCUUUGCGCCAAUUCAGGGCAAUCCGUUGGCAUGUGUUGAAAUAUUGUCCAUGGAGCCUGCCACCACAGAAGAAGCCGGUUUGGUCACCCUCAAAACUGGUGUAACUGUCAAAGAGGCAGUCACACUAGAUUGGCACAACAGUUCAACGGAGGACAGCGCCAAAAUCCUGGUGGCGGGCAUGAACGACGCCAGCACCUCCUUAAAAGAGAUGAUCGACUUGCCCUUGCGUUUUCCGAAAACCUUCCAGAAGCUGGGCCUUUCUGUCCCUAGAGGAGUGCUUUUGGUGGGGCCUUCAGGAGUGGGCAAAACACUUCUGGUGAAAUCGGUCGCCAGGGGAAUCGGUGCCAGCCUCCUUUGCAUCGACGGCCCUAUAAUCUACGGUUCGAGGCCCGGCGAAAGCGAGGAGAACUUGCGGCGAGUUUUUGAACAAGCAAGAGAAUUGUCCGACGAAGGACCGGUUGUUCUUUUUAUUGACGAGAUCGACUCGUUGUGUCCUAAACGGGGAAGUUCAAGUAACGCCCCGGAAAAUUGUCUGGUGGCUCAAUUGCUAACUCUUCUAGAUGGCAUCGGGGGAGAAAAUGGCAUAGUGAUCAUGGCGGCGACAAAUCGACCCGAUGCCCUGGACCCUGCACUUAGGAGGCCAGGCAGACUGGACCGAGAGGUUAUAAUCGGGACGCCAACCAUGAAGCAAAGGAGGUCUAUUCUGCAGUUGAUUACUGCUGGCAUGCCUGUGUCGAACGAUGUUAAUUUGCUUGAACUUGCAGAAAUAACCACCGGUUAUGUUGGAGCUGACCUUACGGCGCUCUGCAGAGAGGCUGCAAUGCAGGCUGUGUUUCGUGCCUCUUCGGAGUCAAUUGACACAGUGCACAUGUCAGACUUCCAUGAAGCAUUGAAAAAGAUUCGGCCGUCCUCUGUUCGAAGUGGAGUUGGGCUGGCAGACUUCAGGCCUGUCACCUGGGAUCAGAUUGGUGGCCUUGAAGAUGUGAAACUCAAGUUAAAACAGAGUAUUGAAUGGCCUAUAAAAUUCCCAGAGGCUUUUGUGAGAAUGGGGCUUGCCCGCCCGAAGGGCAUCCUUUUGUAUGGACCGUCAGGUUGCGCCAAAACUACGCUUGUAAAAGCAGCAGCCACAAGCUGUCACUGUUCCUUUCUGUCUGUGAGCGGCGCCGACCUUUUCUCGCCUUACGUUGGAGAUUCGGAGAAGAUUUUGUCUCAGGUAUUUCGUCAAGCAAGAGCCAAUGCACCUGCAAUUGUGUUCCUUGAUGAGAUCGACUCUAUCCUGGGAUCUCGGUCAGUCAGUAAAACAGGGCGUGGCGUCCAGGAGAGAGUUCUUUCUGUCCUCCUUAAUGAAUUGGAUGGCGUUGGGCUGAAGUUAACGGAGAGGAGAGGAAAUAAAGCCGAGCUGGAAAACGACAGUCGAGAACAAACAGAAAAUGAUAGAGAGCUGGAAUUUCAGGAGGUUUUCAACAAAGAUGUCGUCGUCGUCGCUGCAACCAACAGACCAGACAUGUUGGACGAUGCCUUGUUGCGUCCUGGACGGUUUGACAAGAUCAUCUAUAUUCCACCUCCAGAUCGGAAGGGAAAGCUUUCUAUUUUGAAAAUCUGCACUGAAAAAAUUCCCGUUGAUCCCGAUGUUUCUCUAGAGGAUAUAGCAGCUUGUGCUAAUCUGUUCUCUGGAGCUGACCUUGAAAAUCUUUGCAAGGAGGCUGCUUUAUUGGCAUUGCAAGAGAACAAAGUUGAAGCAACACCUGUGAAGCAGAAACAUUUUGAAAAAUCCUUGGAGAUCAUCAAACCGUCGCUAACCAACGAAGAUCUGGAAUUUUAUGAAAAAAUGUUUAGAAAUCGGGAAUGAUUCUUGUGAAAACAGUAGGGGCUUAUUAUCCACAUUGACAUAAGCAACAACUCUUGGCAAUGAAUUCAACACAUCUGUAAAGAGAACAGAGGGGAUGUGGUUGUUUAUUCAUUUAUUUAGAGUGUAAAUUUCUCCAUCGCCUCUUCAGACUUCUUCAAGGCAGCUCAUAUACGUCACAGAGGUUUCUCUUGGGAUUACAGUGAAAUUUAGAUCCUGUGGAUAGAAGAAGUCCCUACCAGAGAAGUCUGGCUGAUAAAGAUGAUGGACUAUGCCGAAAUGGCGAAAAUGACCGGGAGAAUUAGAAACCAAGAAGACAAAAGCUUUAAUACAGAAUGGGGGAAAUGUAUAAGCUACUUAGGAGAACACUGCAAAGAAUUAAAAACCUUGGCAGGAUUGGAAAAACACUUGUGAUUUCGUAAGAACUAGGGUAUAAUGAGGAUUUUGAGGAAAAUAUGAGAUGCAGGGCAAAACGGAUUAAUAAUGGAACCCAUGGAGGGAAGUCCCAAGAUUUCAGGGAAUCCUAUAUACUUAACAUUUACAUUCACAUACAAGUCAUAAUCUUAAUUGUGAAACUGAAUAAAAAAAUUUUUAGAUCCUAUGCUGUGGGGAGAGGUUUCUUGGUGACAUUAUGGACAGCAGCCAAGCAAACUGGCGGGACCAGUUUCCUCUUGUGCAUAUAAAGAAAAUGCUGUGAGUAUAUUUUCAGAGUGGUCCCAAGAUUGUGGGUUUUUUAUGUGCCUACCUUAUGCCUAGUUGAUCAGCUUUCCCAGUUCCAAUAAAGACUGUAGCCAUGGAGCUUAGCUUAACACUGGGUGACUUAACGCUGAGUGGUGCCCAGAAUUUGAAGUGCUGUCAAACUGCUCUGGAAAAUUUACCACAGUGCUGAUGAAUUCUGCAUAUUUAUAAAAUGAAAAAUUCUUCCAAGAGUGAAUUACAGUCACAUUUCUGCUCUUUUUUUACAUAAAUAAUUUAAUCAUCUCAUAAUAAGGUAAAAUGUGUUUUAUAACUGAAUAUAGCAGAUUUGUAUCAUAAUAUUCAAUAAAGGUAUCCAAUUUUGUAA